GCGGCAUCGGGAUGCACCCGAGAGGCGCUCAAGGCGGCGACGGACCGGUACCUGAUCGCGCAGAGCACCGGGCAGCUCGGGUGGCUGCGGACCGCACUCGCGGCCAACGCCACGUACUGGGAGAAUCUGGUGCGACUCGACCCGGCCAACAGCACACUGAGCCAGCCGCUACGCAUCGACCACAGCCGCACGUCGUACGACACGGUGCAGUGCGCCAGCUUCACCGAGAUCAUCGCCACGGACCCGGCGCGGCCCUACCAGAUCGCCAUGCAGCUGCACCUCGACGCGGCCGCCAACAAGAUCAACAAGCUCGACGGCAUCUUCACCACGACGGGCGACUUCUACUUCAACGCCAGCCACGCGCUGCACUACGCGCUGCUCGAGGACUGGGGCCCGCUGUCCGCGGCCGAGCGCACCUCGCGCACCGCGCUGCAGGCCGCCGCCGACGCCUACUACGACGUCUUCGUCAACAAGACGGUCGUCGUGCCGUGGGGCUUCCCCUGCACCCGCCUCGAGGGCGGCUACAUCGACGCCAACGGCACCUGCGACACCGACAUCCCCGACGUCACUAUCCACACCGUCGACCGCCGCUAUGUUGUCGACGAGCGCGUCGGCGUCGUCAACAUCAUCAGCAACUUUGGCAUCCUCGGCCCCGACAGCCACGAGUUCCGCAUCGUCAACGGUACUAUCCGCCGCAUCCACUCCAUGACCCUG
This is a messenger RNA of Lasiosphaeria miniovina, 714 nucleotides long. RefSeq lists its product as uncharacterized. The record is from RefSeq and is a predicted model, not a curated record. The annotation marks the transcript as partial. The transcript has a single exon. NCBI's taxonomy places the organism in Eukaryota, Fungi, Ascomycota, Sordariomycetes, Sordariales, Lasiosphaeriaceae.